This is a messenger RNA of Zea mays, 1727 nucleotides long. RefSeq lists its product as uncharacterized. The coding region runs from base 253 to 1425 and encodes 390 amino acids. NCBI's taxonomy places the organism in Eukaryota, Viridiplantae, Streptophyta, Magnoliopsida, Poales, Poaceae. The record is from RefSeq and is a predicted model, not a curated record. The transcript has 9 exons.
UUUAAAGGACCAUUUCUCUUUGCAUGGCGUUUCUGGGCUGUACCACCACAGCUUCCACCGACAGCUUAGUUGCAGCAUGAAUUUUGACACGGAAAGCGCAUGACAGCCUAACCGUUAAGCAUUAUAUGGAUUUAAAUAGCUUUACUUUGGUUGAUGCACUGCUGGGCCACGGUAUAACCUAGAACCCACGUCUUCAAAUAGACUGUCAUAUGGUGCAUUUACCACCCUCGAACCAUAGAUGAUUUGGCAGAGAUGUCUUCUGCCGGCAUCAGCGGAUGCGUGCCUACAACUGUAAACAUAAGUUGUUUCUUAUUUUCUUGCGUAAAUCGCGCAACGUUGGAAUUUUCAAUCUUCCUGCUGGUUGAAGUUCUUCAGGAAUUCUCACUAGCCUUUUCUCCUCUUUUUUUUGACAUGUUUUACUUCUUGUCUAUUCAGGAACACCAUAUACAAACGAAUCAUGGACCUGUAUCUGUUGCAGUGUACGGUGACCAUGACAAGCCUGCCCUUGUUACUUAUCCCGAUAUUGCUUUAAACUAUAUGUCCUGCUUCCAAGGACUAUUGUUCUGUCCCGAAGCCGCUUCGCUGCUGCUUCAUAAUUUUUGCAUUUACCAUAUUAGCCCCCCAGGACAUGAGUUAGGAGCUGCUCCAAUUUCCCCAAAUGCUCCUAUACCGUCUGUUGACGAUUUGGCAGAUCAGGUUGCGGAUGUCCUCGAUUUCUUUGGAUUAGGCUCUGUUAUGUGCUUCGGUGUCACUGCAGGUGCCUACAUUCUAACUCUGUUCGCGGCAAAGUAUAGGGAGCGGGUACUAGGUCUUAUCCUUGUUUCACCUCUGUGUAAAGGCCCCACUUGGACUGAGUGGUUAUACAGUAAGGUAACAUCCAAUCUGCUGUAUUACUAUGGCAUGUGUGGGUUAGUGAAGGAGUGCCUACUUCAGCGGUACUUCAGCAAGGAAGUGCGAGGAUUCUCUGAACUACCCGAAUCAGACAUAGUGCAGGCUUGUAAAAGCCUGCUAGAGCAGCGGCAGAGCAUGAACGUGUGGCGCUUCGUACAGACAAUGAACGAGAGAUACGACUUGUCUGAGCAUAUAAAGCGGCUGCAGUGCAGAACCCUGAUUUUUGUGGGCGACAAUUCCCAGUUCCACACGGAGGCCGUUCACUUGACGUCGAAGCUGGACAGGAGAUACUGCGCUCUAGUUGAGGUGCAAGCGUGCGGUUCACUGGUAACCGAGGAGCAGCCGCACGCGAUGCUUAUACCGAUGGAGUACUUCCUGAUGGGAUACGGCCUGUACAGGCCGCCUAGCCAGGUGGUGGAGUGCAGCCCGCGCAGCCCCCUGAGCCCGUUCUGCAUUUCGCCGGAUCUCCUGUCACCUGAGAGCAUGGGGGUGAAGCUAAAGCCGAUCAGAACGCGAGUCAGGCUUGAGGUGUAGCAGAGGGCUAGGCUAACUUUUGCAGGUCUGUGUUUAGUUUUUGGAGGUAUAGUUAUACUGCCAUGUAUAUAUAAAUAUAUAGGAAACGCUGUUCUUUGAUUUGUAGCCUGAAAGAAAAUAAUAGCAGAAGUUUGGGUGUACAGUCUCUCUAUUAUGCCAUUAUACCCGCUGGUUUGGUUGGGUGGCAGGAUUAGAUGUGGUUCCCAAAGAAGCAUAUGUCUUAAGAAGAUAAGAGAUGGACCAGCUGUAGUAUUUGUUCGGUUUGUUGUUUGGUGUCGAUUUGAUUCCUCUGCGUUGCUUUA